UCUAAAAUCUUUCGAACCCGAUUUUCAACGUGAAUGGUGAAAUCCCUGGGGAAACGUGCUCUAAAAGACUGGAUUUACGCGCGAAUCCUUGGUCGCUGAUCCGCUGUCAUGUCCAGGAGGUUAUCGUGGGUGUGUAUGGUGGGCGUGGUCUGCUUGACAUGGGUCUGGGCCGGUCAGGGAGUGUGGGGAUCCAAGUUGAAUGUUCCCCGCGUGUUGCUGCCCUUCAGUGAAGAAGGCACUCAAUUCGUUUUAUUCGCCCAUGAAAACGAUGACAACGAUAAACGCGGAUGCUUUAAAUGGAAAUCGUCGCGACCGGAAUUGGUGAGCAUCACGCCCGUGAAUGAGGAUCCGAUUCAAAGUUGUUCAAGCUCGGCCGUGGUGUCCUCGGUGUCCAAGAGUCGCUCUUCCAAGGUUCAAAGCGUGAUCACGGCCGAGGACGUCCAAUCCCCGGGUCACCUUCUCCGGUGCGACGUGAUUGUGGACACCAUCCACGCCCUCCAAAUCGUGACCAAGACCCAUGAGCUCUACCUGGAAGAGGCCCCCGAGGAGUUCGAAGUGCGAGCCUAUGACGACCAAGGCAACGAAUUCAGCACCCUCGAGAAGAUCAUCUUCAAAUGGACCAUCGACAACAACGUGAAGAAACCCGGGACAAUGGGUGACAACAUUCGGUUCAUCAACUUCCGAGACUCGACCUACGCCUUCGAAGACACCUUAAUGGCCAUUGAGGCUCAAAACAAACAGGGACGGAAGGUUCUCUUGGAGGGGAUCAAAACGGGCUCGUCUAAGGUGUCGGUCAAGUUGGUGGCUCCCUUGUACACCAAGGUUCCGCCCGCCAUGGUCAACGUGAUGUGUGUGGCCAAUCUGUAUUUGGUGCCCGGGAACGCCUAUGUCAUGAUGGGCGGGUACGUUACCUACCACGCCGAGCAAAUCAAAUCUAACAAGAUCCAUCAGAUCAAGCUGCCCACCCAACAAUACUUCCUGACCGUGGCCAACAAGGACUUGGUUCGUCUGGAAUCCGAAUCGUCCUCCGAGGUGGUCGGAUUAGCCUUGGGAUCCACCGAGGUCUACCUCAACGACCACAACGUUCAUCCCGACGAUCUGGUGCGUCCGCCCACUGCCGAUAUCCAUGUGGUCGUGCCCGCCUACAUCACCCUCAGUAUUCACCCUUACAACAACUGGAACGUGUUGAUCAACAACAACUACGAGAUCACCGUCGAGAUCUUUGACUCGAACAACAACCGGAUCCAUCCCUCAGCCAACAUCGUUAUGAAGGUGGACCUCCCUCAGGAGUACUUCAAGACCCAGGAGAGUAGUCGAAACGGCACCUGGCACUUCGGUCAGCCCAUCAAAGUCGGCAUUGCCGACGUGAGCGCCACUUUGUUCGGGGUCAAAGACCGACACGGCCAACUGAUCGAGCUCAAGACUCCACUGAGCACCUCGGCUCAAUUGGAGAUCUUCGACGGAAUCCUCCUAGAUCCGGCUUUGGCCGUGUUCCCUUGGGACCCGGUGAGCCGUCCGUCCUUCGAAUUCCAAUACGUGGUUCAAGGAGCCGGCUCCCCGUUCCUCUGGUCUUCGGCCAAUCAAACCGUGGCGACGGUCACUCAGAAUGGCGUGGUCAAAACCAACCCGGACAAUGUGGGCGGAACCGAGGUGAAAGCCGCCAUGAAUCGGGCAUCCCACAACUUUGGGCGGGCUCGAGUGUUGGUGAUCCCCACGGGUGGAUUGAAGAUCUUGAACCACGUGAUCGAGCGUGAGAUCGGAUCGGAUCUGGACGUUCCAUUGCAGUUCUUCGCUCAGUAUGAGGGCAAAAGACACGUGUUCACGCAAUGCCACAAACUGGUGCCCGUUAUUGGUCUCACGGACGAGAGGGUCUUUGUCAAACGCAGCCAACAUUUGGCGGGGGUGUCCCAGGGAGAGUUCAAGACCAAGGACGCUUGUGCUCUGAUCCACUUGAGGGCUCAAUCUCCGGGAUUCAGUGAUCUCAGCGUGUCCUACUCCUAUCCAGGAUUUGACGGCCAAGCCGUGAAACUGCACGACGCCGUCACGAUGGCCGCCUUCAAGCCACUUCUGCCCGUGCAACCGUUCGAGGGCGACGCUCUUCUAGCCGUGGAAUCGAGUCUGAACAUCGUGUGGGCUGGAGGUCCAUUGCCGUGGAUCAAGAAGCCCGAGGGCCAUUUUCACCAUUUGACCGUUCAAGACGAGUCCGUUGUGCGGGCUGGAUCCCGAAUCCUCUCGGCGGGAGCCGUUUCGAACACGUUGUUCGCCUUUGAAGUCGAGUGUCUCAAGUUGGGCGAGACCGAAGUGACCCUUGAAGUGGGGAAUCGGAAGUCGCCGUCCUUACCUCAACCCGUGGUGGUCUCGUCCAAGAUCAAGGUGAUCUGCGGUCAGCCAGAAUCGCUCGAACUUGUGGCCGAGGUGCCGUUGCCCGAGAAUACGGACAGCCCGUGCCCGUUGACGGCUAGAACGGGUAGAGUGGCCGCACUCUCUUAUGAGGAUCUCAAGAUUAGGGUCACCGUUCUGGACGCCAAGGGCAACAAGUUCCUCAACAUCUCGUCUUUGGACAUGGAUUGGCAAUUGUCGGAUGACAAUUUUGGCCAACUCUCCAAACAGCCCACGGAUCAAGAUGUGUCCAUCCUCGGGUACAAGCCCAUUCAGGACUCGUAUCAUGUGCUCAAGACCCAAAAGAGGACGGGAUCCUUGGACUUGACGGCCAACGUGAAGAAGAGCUCGUCCUACUUGGGCUUUGGUGGGGUCUCCAACACGCUCAAGGUGAAUCUCGUCCAGGAUGCCUCGGUCACGCCCAACACCAAGAGCGUGUUCAACCACCCCGACAACCGGGAACACGUCCACGUCAAGGAUGGCUCCGGGUUCUUCGCCAUCGACUUGAGUGCGCCCAAUGUGGCGGAUGCGAAAUUCCUGCCCAACAACCAGACCGUGUCCAUCCGACCGUUGAACACGGGCGACGUGACCUUGACCCUGCGCGACUUGUGCCUGCGGUCCAAACGCUCGCCCGUCGUCAAUAUCUAUGUGAGUGGCGUGAGUCGCGUGGAUUUGAUCAUGAGCGACAAGGUCCAACAAGGCAAUCGCGUUCAUGCCAAGAUCCGACUUCUCGAUCAUCACGGAGAACCGAUCUCCUCUUCGGCCCUCAAAUACUUGACCGUGGUCCCCACCCCAGCCUCGAAAAUAGUGGAACUCCGCCCCAAAGACCAACCCGAAGAUCUGUUGUUCACCGUCAAGGGUCUGGAAUUGGGCGAGACCACCGUGACGGCCAAUGCCAAGUUUGGCGUGCAGACCGUGUCCUCCAAUCCGGCCUCGAUUCAAGUGUUCCCGCCUUUGGAGCUGGAGCCUCGAAACAUCACGCUUCUCAUUGGUGCCAAGUUCCAGGUUCGGGUUGUGGGCGGGCCCAAUGUGGGAUCGGAUCUUCGAUUCGCCCUAUUGGAUGGCGAGAAAACGGCCAAAACCAAUCAAAAUGGACUCAUCGAAGGCAUGACCCUGGGAUCCACGCGAAUGAUUGCUAAGGCGGUGGGCGUGGAUAAGGUCACUGGAGAGGCCGUUGUCUACUCCGAAGAUCGCGUGGACGUCCACGUGGUCAAGUUUGGCGGCCUCCGCAUCCACGCCCCUCUGACCAAAGUUCGAGUGGGCGGGGAAAUGCCCGUGAUGGCCUAUGGCACGGAUGAACAUCAGAAUCCCUACAGUCAUGGAUCCGCAAUUCCCUACCUGGAUCUGACCUGGGACAUUGGCCACCAGGAAUCCGCCGAUCUCGUGAGCGUCUACCACCGCAACCACUUGGAUCUGGGCAAGGACAAUAACGGCGUGAUGCGAUUCAUCGCCCGGAAACCUGGCCGAGUCACCAUCAAACUCCACGGCAAGAUCACCAAAUCCAUCCCUUUGGCGGCUCAGUUCCAGUUCGAAAACGAUCGACCGCUCUCCGACACCCUUGAGAUCCAAGUGGUGGAGGACCUGGACCUGAAGUCGCCUUGGCUGGAAGAGAACACUCUGGUGAUGAGCACGAACUCGCAAUAUCAGCUACGGACCAAUCGAGACUCUCAAGGGGAGCUGAGGUACUCAGUGCUCUCCAAGAGCAACGUGGGCGAUGCCGUGAGUGUGAGUGAGAAUGGCGUGAUCAAAGCGGGUCGAAACGUCGGGACGUCGGUCAUCUUCAUCGAGGACAUCGAGGACUAUGGACUGGUGGAGCGGAUGAGCCUCGUGGUGGAUGUCAAGCCCAUUUCCUACAUGAUGAUCAACGUUCACGAAGCUUUUGAUGUGGCUCCGGGAGCGAUCAUGCACAAGCUGCCCAAAGGCAUCACCUUGCCUCUGAGUGUGUCCUACCAUGACAACACUGGUCUGCGAUUUGAUGCCACCAAUGCGGAGACCAGUUAUCGACCCAGUCGAUUUGACACGGUCUCCAUUCGGGAACAUUGGAACAACUCGUUGGCGGUUGAGCUCGUCAAAGAGGAAUACACCGUGCUCAGAUCGUUUGCCGGACUCAAAUCCCGUCCUGAUUUGCAAGAUUUUGUCAUCUUCAACGUGGAAAGAGGCAUGUAUCCGGACAUGAGGCAAUCCGUGAUGAUCGGGGACGUGAUCGAUCUGGAUAAUCUGGUGGUAGGGGAUCUGGAGGAAGCCAAUGCCGGGUCUUGGAUCUCUGAACCGUACGGCAAGAUCCAGAUCGACCCGCAAACCGGAAUGGCCACGUGUCUCCGCUCGGGCCUGGUCAAGGUCACCUACAACAUUGGACGCGAUCAGAAGAUCUCGGUGGAUUUCGUGAUCAAAUCCGCCGCUAAGGUCAUCUUCGACACCUCGGCUGUGGUCGUCCGAUCUCCCGAUGCUCAAUUCGUGCCAUUCCUGGUGCAAUCCGAAUUCGGCAACGAGACCUCGAAUUUCUAUGGCACCGAACGAACGGGAUCCUCGAUGAUUGUGGACGAAUCGCCCUUAUUUUCUUGCUCGGCCAAGUUCUUGUCCUACGAUCACAAACUCGCCGAAUAUUACAAAGUACGAGCCGUCUUCCACCACGGAUUGCGCUCGCAUGCCUGCGAAUUGACCCCGAAAUCGCCCUUACUUCAAUCCAAAGCCACCUUGAUCGACUCGAAUAUCGAGUUGCGAGUCGUUCCAGAAAUCGAGCAUUCCAUCCGAAGCACAAUCGGCACGUUUCCAUUCUAUCCCGGAUUUCAUCUCCAGCUCGAUGAGCUCCAACUCUCCAAUGCCGAACCCUCCGGAGUGAUCGCCAUCCAAGGACUUCCAAACGUGUUGUCCGGGCUCAAAUUGGAAGCGUCCAACGACCAAUUCCUCAGCCUGGGACGCGAUUACUAUGAAGGCCAAACCGUCCGAAUGAUACCCGUAUACCUCCGAUCGGCCUUUUGGCACGAGGCCAAGGCCGGAGAUGGACUCUCCGUGUCCAUUCACACCCUGCAAACAGCCCACUCCAUCCCCGUGAAGGUGAUCUAUGCCGGUAGUACGUGCACCAAUACCGAGCUGAAUUGGUCUUCCCUGGUGUACUUUGUGCUCUCGCACUACCAAUCCCUGCUCUUCAUCGUGUUCUCGUGCAUCAUUUGCAUCCUCCUCACCAAGAUCCUUCUCAAAAACAACGCCUCGUCCUCCUCGUCUCAGAGUAAUGUGGCCCAUCAAGUCAAAACCGCCACGGCCAAUUCGACAUCGCUCAAAUCGCCGAUGUUGGCCUCGCCCUCGUCCCCAUUGAACGUGUCCUCGGGACGGUCCCCGUAUCUGUGGACGGUGGACAAUAGCUCGCCCAUUUAUGGCAGUCCCGAGAGACGAGCUACGACCUCACCUCGACAUCUGGGACAGUUCUCGUACUCGGAAACGUAGAUUUCCCCCCAAAGUUAUGAUCAUUCUCUUUGGCUGUGGCUUGUUGUGAACGACUCAUCGAGCUUCCUCAAAUUCAUGUUCCCAGUUCCCCGUCCCCCAUUCCCGUUUCAGUCAAUUCCUCCGUAUUCGUGGAUGUAAGAGAACAUUCAGUAAAUUUAUGUAUAUUCUGGUGGGUCGAAGAUGAACUAAACGGGCAAUAAAAAUGCGUAUUGUUUGUAUAUAAAUA
Molecule: messenger RNA, 6046 nt
Organism: Tigriopus californicus
Lineage: Eukaryota; Metazoa; Arthropoda; Copepoda; Harpacticoida; Harpacticidae
Product: nuclear pore membrane glycoprotein 210-like
Exons: 4
Coding region: 109-5820 (1903 amino acids)
Cellular component (GO): nuclear pore
Source: RefSeq, a predicted model, not a curated record